This is a messenger RNA of Chiloscyllium plagiosum (whitespotted bambooshark), 2831 nucleotides long. The record is from RefSeq and is a predicted model, not a curated record. NCBI's taxonomy places the organism in Eukaryota, Metazoa, Chordata, Chondrichthyes, Orectolobiformes, Hemiscylliidae.
AUGGAUGAACAUCUCAAGCGUAGUGGUCGUGAGAUAGCACUUCCUAUUGAGGCAUGUGUAAUGAUGCUGUUGGAAACAGGGAUGAAAGAGGAGGGGCUGUUCCGAAUUGCUGCAGGAGCGUCUAAAUUGAAAAAGCUAAAAGCUGCAUUGGACUGCUCUGCCUCACAGCUGGACGAAUUCUAUUCUGAUCAACAUGCUGUUGCAGGUGCCUUGAAAUCAUAUCUGAGAGAGCUACCAGAACCUUUAAUGACAUACCAGCUUUAUGAUGAAUGGGUCCAGGCUGCAAGCGUACCAGACAUGGACAAGAAGUUACAAGCCCUCUGGCUAACUUGUAGCAAAAUGCCAAAGUCAAACAACUCCAACUUCAGGUAUCUUAUAAAAUUUCUCUCAAAGCUUGCGCAACACAGUGAUGUCAACAAAAUGACUCCUAGCAACAUUGCAAUUGUGUUGGGGCCCAAUCUACUGUGGGCUAAGAAUGAAGGAGCACUUGCAGACAUGGCAGCAGCUACCUCAGUUCAUGUAGUUACAAUCAUUGAGCCGAUAAUUCAACAUGCGGACUGGUUCUUCCCAGAAGACUUGGAUUUCAAUGUGUCAGGCAUGUUUGCGCCAAUGACCCCUGCCAAUCACCUUAAUAAUCUGCCCUUGUUUGGAAAUGACUAUGAUAGUAGCACACUGGAGAGGAAGAGGCCUGUAAGUGUGGCCACAGUUGAAGAUAUGGUUAAAAAAGACAGCAUGAGGAAGGUAUCAAGCUUGGGUGUAAAGGUUAUUGAACCUCAAUUGAAUCCUCGCAGAGCUGGCACUCUGAUCAGGAAGCACACAUGCCCAACUGUGCAGCCACCUCCCCCUCCUGUUGAGGCAGUUCAUAUCAAUGAGCAGCAGCCAUCAGGGUUGGGCCUUGAGUCUGGCCCAGCAGCUGCUGCUCUUCCUACUACUGCUAGUGUGACUGAGCUGCAAGAAACUGAUGAACACAGCCCUUCAAAGUCCAAAGAGCCUGCUGGCACUCCGCCACCUGUCAGAAAUGAUGCUAACACAGCCAGUGCAGGGGUGAGCCCGUCACAGCCAACUGGCACAGGGCCCACUCAGCUCAACGUUGCUGCAGGAUCAAAUACAACGGGUCCUAGUCCACACGUAAUCAGAAGAGCAACGAAAAAGCCUGCUCCCGCUCCUCCAAAACCUACAAAUCCACCUCCUGGGCAACCUGCAGGUCAUGGAACUAACCAGCCUGCUAGCCAAGCUUCCGUGCAUUCACCAAAGCAGCCUAACCAAGUUGCCAGUCCAUCUCUGAGUCAGCCUGGAAACUGGAGUCCUGUUCAAUCCCAUGGACAGUCAGUUUCUCAACCUACGAUCCAGCCACGCAGGCAUUCUAGUAAUCUAAUGGUUAUUCAUGCUCCGAGUCACCCCCCACCUCAACCUCCAGCACAGCCUAUCAAUCCUUAUCCAUGUAAAGCACCUAGUGACCAAGUAACCGAUCAGUCCUCCCAUAGCCCACCUGACACACCAACUCCUCCCAGCACCCCUCCAUUAGGAACACACAAUACAAGCUUCCAUUUAAAUCAGCACUUCCCACAUGGCCAGGUUUCCACAGCAAAUCAGGACCUGCAACCCCAGCAGUCACUUCCCCCCCAGUUUGCCACUUUGCCAAGAGCACGACCAGUACCAAAGCCGAGGAAUCGACCCAGUGUUCCACCACCUCCACAGCCAGCUGUAACAGUCCCUGCUACAAAUUGUUCCAGUCCUCCAGAACAUGCUUUGCCAAAUGUGGCAACUACAGCUUCAAAAAUAGUUACUGAUUCUGAUUCUACUGUGCAAGAGCAGGACUCGAACCAGCCUGUGGAGUUAAUGUCUGCUGCAGGCAACUCUGAACUUGGAAAACAUGAGCAGCAAGAUCUUGACGAUGACUCUGAGAGCACCGCUUUGUGAAGGGUCCUGACACUCCUCCAUUUGCACCGCUAAGCUAUCCUCUUAGAAGCUUAAUUCUGCUGCUGUCAAAAGGAUAUGCCAGCUACAAAAAAAAUAACUCAAGAAAGGAAAUAAAACUCUCUUGGUUGUUUUCUGCUAGAUGUGCUCAUGUUGCAUGGAAUAUGAUUGAAGAUUUCAUCAGUGCCACUAUCAUGAUCCCAUCAAUGCCACUAUCAUGAUCUAAUCAAUGCCACUAUCAUGGAUUCAUCAAUGCCACUAUUAUGGUCUCCAAACUGAUCCUCUGCUUUGUUUGUAGUUCAGACAGGAGAUUCUUCUGAAAGACAUUCAUUCAUUGCAAGAAACUGUGAUUGUAUGAGAAACCGUUCCCCAUUGGGAGUUCAACUGUGGGUUAAUAGCCAACCAUUUGGUUACAUUUGGGUUUCUAGUGCCUUAUUCAAUUGUCACCAAGUUUCUGGAUGGAAACUCACCAUGGUCUUGUUUUCUUCUUUCUUUUAAAUAUUGUACUCUGAGCAGUAUCCAGAUUUUGUACAAGUAAUUAUUUCUGUGUUGAAUUAAACACAUGCAAGAAAAUGGUACUGGACUGAGACAGUCUGCUCAAUCUGUACAUUUGUAUUUAUCCUAAUGCGGUUUGCUUGUAAGAUUAAUACUAAACCAGUUGUACUUGGUUGGUAUUCAUUUUGCUAUGUUCUUCUGUUUAACAUAAAGUGCACUUCUUGCCUUAGGUCUUGUUUUGCAUACAAGGCAGUUUUCUAACUGAUUAAAUCUGAAUAAAUGACACUGUUUUCAUUAGUCUGAAAAUCUGUUAUGAAUUAUAAACAAAAAUACAUUCUGAAGAAAAUGUGUACAAAUUACAUACAUGUAUUAAGAAAAUAAAAUGCACCACUAAGCUGGUUGUUUGUGGGCAAGGACUG